Molecule: messenger RNA, 1458 nt
Organism: Pleurotus ostreatus (oyster mushroom)
Lineage: Eukaryota; Fungi; Basidiomycota; Agaricomycetes; Agaricales; Pleurotaceae
Exons: 4
Coding region: 1-1458 (485 amino acids)
Source: RefSeq, a predicted model, not a curated record
AUGCCAGCGACUGAAGUCACGAAACUAGUCUCGAUAUCCCCGUUACCGGAAUACAGCCCAUCAUCUCCUGCUCCGGAGUAUUCAGAUGAACUCCUUUUGGGCGAGGAGAGGCUUGAACAUACUCCUCGACCUGAUAGGUUGCGCCCAACACCCACCGGGGUGUUUGUGAAGAAGGCGGGGAGGACGAGCAUCGUGCUAAACGAGCAAGAGGAUGGUGUCCGCGUUCCUUCGUACGGCCGCCACGCGGUGGUCUCGGGAGCCAUUUGCCUCGAGAACCCAUCGAUCGUUGAGGAAGUCACUGUCAAACUUGAUGGGAGGAUGGACCUUACAAUAUCCGAAGGAGGAUCCAAAUCCCAUAAACUAGUCAACGAGACAUAUACUCUUUGGUCGAGGAAGGAUGCCACUGCCGAACAGCCUAUAUGCCCGUACUCUGUUCCGUUCUCUUUGUUGAUUCCGUCAACGUACGAAGAGGGCGACAAGACGCGACCACUCCCUCCCUCCUUUGACACCGCCUUCCCCGGCGUGCCCGGUCUCUUCGCCAAAUGUAUCUACACUUUGGUAGUUACAAUCGUAAAGAUCCGCCACCGCAAAAUGACUUGGUUGACAAAGAACAAAACGAUUUCCAUCCGCCUCCACUACCAUCCCCGGACACGACCACAUCGUCCCAACGUUUCGAGUCCCUGUCUAUUCUCGUCACUGAAAGUUGCGCCCGAAGAAUGGCAACAGGCAACUGCUCAGAUGCAACCGCGUCCUAGCUCUAGCCUAACACCUAUUGAUUGUCAUCUGAUGGUACCCGCGGCUCAAAUAUUUGGUCUGGAGGAGGCCAUCCCCUUUCACAUCCAACUCACUGGAACGAUCGCGUCACUGCGGGCCUUCCUCCCUCAAUCAACGGAAGUCUAUCCGCUGUCACCCAUCGACACUACUUCAACCGUCGAUACAUCCGCUACCCUAGUACACUCCCCCCUUUCAUUGUCUUCGCUCCCGCCCACGGCCGUUUCCGUUUGCCCGUCAUCCUCCUCCCUCAAACCCCAAAAGCACCGGCUUUCACGUUCUUCUUCCUAUACGCCCCCAACCCCCAAGCCAGUCAUACGUGUGUUCCUACUCCGCCAAAUAUCCGUUCAAGUGCGCGGGCAGAAGGCGUGGAGAAACUGCACUCUUGGAGAAGGCAAGAUAUGGCCGCUUCCUCCACCAGCAGGAAGCAUGGACUGCUUGGUUCCUGAAAGAGAGGAAGCCAACCUGGAUUGGGAAGGAGAGGUUAGGUGCAACCGCAACACCAUGGUUGGCGGGUUUAACGCUGGGCAGCUCGCGGUGAAGGACUUCAUCGUUCUUGCACUUACACCCCCAGAUCCACAUUCCUCACCUCUGCUCGAAUUCCAGUAUGCUCAUCCUAUACGUUUCGUCACUGAUCCAUGGACGGACCUCACUGGACACGAGCUCGACCAGUUAACUUCGCGGUAG